Brassica napus (rape) is the source of this 738-nucleotide messenger RNA. RefSeq names its product late embryogenesis abundant protein 7-like. Lineage: Eukaryota; Viridiplantae; Streptophyta; Magnoliopsida; Brassicales; Brassicaceae. The transcript is spliced from 3 exons. The coding region runs from base 210 to 542 and encodes 110 amino acids. The record is from RefSeq and is a predicted model, not a curated record.
CGCUUAGGAUAAUACGUCCUAAAAGGCUAAAACUAUUCGUCUCCACAAAAUUUGGUCAUAUCAAUCGUCAAAUUGUUUUCUACGUGUCAGUGGAAUGCUUAGAUCCAGGGUUUUACUAUAAUAAAACUUUCCAAUUGUAUAAAUACCAUAUUAAUCCGUUCAAGUAUUCCACAAAUUUACAAUCUAAAUAUCCACAGAUCCAAAAGAAGAUGUCGUCGAACCAAGAACUAAGCCACAAGGCCGGAGAAGCCACCGGUCAAGUUCAGCUGAAGAAGGAAGAGUACUUGAACAAAGUAUCACACGCAAUGGAUGAGAAUGCAGAUCAUCACUCACACUCACACGCAGAACAUGAUCAGAAUAAUCCUUCCCUAAUUUCUCAGGCCUCCAAUGUCAUCCAACAGACAGGAGGACAAGUGAAGAAUAUGGCACAAGGAGCAGCGGACGCUGUGAAGAAUACUCUUGGAAUGAGUCCGGCCACUAACAACCCUAGCAACCCGGCCGGCACGACCCACCCGAGCAACCCUAGCUCCAAAAAUCUUUAAAAGGAGUUGCUUAAGAAAACGUUGGCCUGAUCUUCUCAACAUAAACAAAAACUUAUUCUUUGUGUUUUGGUUGCUCUAUUUGUUCUCUGAAUUUUUUGUAUCUAUGUUAUUCUUCUCAACAUAGACAUUAUUACGUGUCUCACUCAUCAAGGGUUUUAUUUAUCUUAUGAUCGUAAAAUAAUAUCAUAUUUCUUUU